This is a messenger RNA of Arabidopsis arenosa, 903 nucleotides long. NCBI's taxonomy places the organism in Eukaryota, Viridiplantae, Streptophyta, Magnoliopsida, Brassicales, Brassicaceae. The record is from the annotation of a GenBank genome assembly.
GUAUUACCGACUUGGCAUAAUCGAGUUUUAGUUGAUGGUAAAAGGCAAUGAUUCGGACAAGGGUGAUUCUCUACCAGAAAAAAUUUCUAUCUUCGAAGGUUGAUUAAGAUGUGUCUAAAACCCCCAAACGAUAUUAACAAAGAUGCAAGUGCUGUGUUGUUAGAUGAUUAUAACAGUGAUAAUAUCGACGAGUUGGAUGGUGACGGCGAAUGUGGCAAAGAAUCGUGUGCUGAAGACGUGGGUUAUGUAGAAGAUGAUCCUGCUUAUCAGAUUGAUGAUGAUGAUGAAGUUGAGGACACAGAUAACGACGACGAGUGCAUUGUGAGUAUCGAGGCUAAUGGUUUAGAGCUAGGAGAAGACGAAUAUGAUUUAGUAGAGGAUUGUGAUGAAUGUGACUGUUGCGAUGAAAGUGGCUAUGAAGAUGAGGAACAUGAGGAUUUAUGUGAAGUAGAAGACGACGAAUAUGAGGAUGGUGAUGAAGAUGAUGAAGACGAUGAUGAUGAGGGAUGUAGUGAGAUGACCGAGUCGAAGGAAGAGAGUCUCGACGAUUGUGAUUGUGAGACUGUCGAAAAACAAUGCCCUGACAAAGUAGAUGAGUAUUCCAUGUACCAUAAAAUAUCUUUGACCUUCGUGACUCCAUGUAUAUUGUUUACCUUUUAUAAAUGAAUAUGAUAAUAUGUGUUCUACUUUAAAGUAUUCACCGUAUGUUUAUGUUAAUUUGUUGAAACCUAGGGGACCUCUUGAUGACAUGUCACGUUUAAAUUCUACAAAAUAUGAAUGGAGAAUUCGAGUCAAGGUCUUGUGUUUAUGGAAACAGAAUUUCAGUGGGUUUGGUAUGAGUUUAGUGAUGAUUUCUAUCCGAUAGGAAGAUUUGCGAUUUUCUAAAAAAAUUUCUCUUCACUC